GCUGGGCAACUAUUAUUUUUCUUUUUGGGAUUAAUUUGUUUUAAACCAUCCCAAGACAUCUAAGUAUGGGAUGGUCUAGAAAAGUUUUAAAUAAAUAAAUCCCAGUUCAGCAUUCUAACCACCAGGCCACCUUCCUUCUCAUAUCAUGGCUACUUACAUGGGCCACGGAUAUCGCUAAGAAGCACAGGGUGUUUGUACAGCGCGUUUGGUGCAGGAGACCAGCUGCCCAGUGCAGAGGCAGAGAUGAGCCAGGCUGGAACUGUGACCGGUCGUGGUGUGCCAGGGCAAUUCCUUCUGCCUGGGAGUUUGGGGAACAAAUGCCUCUUCCCAUUUCAUGCCCUCCGUAUGGUGUUCUUGGGCUCCCGUCAUGCAUGCAUUCAUGGCAAGGGUGUUAACUAUUUCUCAGCCUGAGGGUGAAAUCCACUGCGUUCCAGUGGUGGCUGCAGCAAGAGUGGCAAGGCAAAAAUAGCAGUGUAUUUGGGCUCUUUUCACCAGUAGCAGAAGCCUUGGGAAAGACGUGCUCAUCCCUUUAUAGGGGAGAGGGGAGACACGAAAGCUGGGAACCUGCAAACCUGACCAGAGGCGAGGCCCUGGGAAAGGGUGUGGCCACCGAGUGAGCCCCGGAAGGGGUUUGGGACCCAAGCGGGCUGAAUUUGGCCCCUGGGGCUGGCGUUCUGCACCCUGCUUCGUGAACACUGGGUCCUCACCCGUUCCGCUCUAUGGCGAGCAGAGUAGUCCUUAAGUCACACUAGAUGCGGCAAAGGAUGCAAGGGAAACACUUGGUGAAAAGCUCCCACCUCCUUCCCACAGUCACCUCCACAACUAUUACAUCUCCAAAACAGCUCCUUUGGUCUUGGUGCUCAGAAAAUCAGGUAAAAAUGCCUAAGAAUAUUGUGGAUUGUACGGGAGCCCAGUGUGGUCACUGGCAAGAUACGGGAGUUCAUUGCUUGCUCCAGCCCUUCCCCUAGUGGGUGUCUCCUGGUUCUACACUUCUGCUUCUUUCUGGUUGUAUUAUUCCCUGCUGAGGGAGGUCCUUUCCCUCUCUCUCUCUCUCUCUCUCUCUCCCUCUCCCUCUCCCUCUCCCUCUCCCUCUCCCUCUCCCUCUGUCUCUGUCUCUGUCUCUGUCUCUGUCACUGCAAACUGCACUGGGCAUACAUCAGAGCGCUUCCGGUUUUGGGCAAGACAGAGGAACAGGGAAGUACAAGAGUGCUUGCGCUUCCUCUCCUUCUGAAGCAGCCGGUGCGGCUUUUUCUUGCUGGCAGCCAAGGAGGAGAUGAAGGUGCUUCUCAGCUGCAACACUACUGUGUUCAGACUGCAGAGGAGGAUCUCUAAAUGCAGGGUUUCCUUCUUGCAAAACAUUCCCUGUAUAGAGACAACAAGUUCUCAGGGAGAAGCCUUCUCCCUGACAUGCUAGCUUUCUGUGUGCAGGGAUCUUUUAUUUAUCUGCCUUCAUAUGCAGGAAAUUCAGUCAUGUGAUCCCCCACUAACAUUCUGUCCAGAAAAUGAGGCCCAACUUCUCAACAUGCCAGUUUGGAGGUGUGGAAGGGAGAGUCAGUUAAGAGUUGGUAUACAGUUUCGUUAUAAACACAGAAAUUCUCUGACAUGUUACUAUCAGAAAGAAACUUGCUUGUGGAUGCAAGAACAUAACGCUACCCACAAGCUCUCACUUUUAUUUCAAAACUUUCAAAGAGCAUAAUGUAAAGCUGUUUCUUUGGAAAGAAAUUAAUGUUUAACUUCUUAUCUACAUGCCCAGUCUGUGCUCCCCUGCCUUGAUUCCAUGCGGUCCAAAAUCUUGGGUGCUGAUUAUGGAUUGCGGGAGCAAUGUUGAUUAAAAACAAACAUCUAACAAUAAUUCAUUGUUUAACGAGGUAAUGGGUCGCGUGCCUGUGGCUGGGUGUCCUGUACACAUUUUGUGCGGUGCAUGUUUUGGAAAAGCCAGGGCACAAAGGCUGUGCAUGUGAAGACAGCUGAGUAACAUAAUGUGUGCUUUACUGGGUAACACCCUGAGAUAUUAGCUAUUCUACCAGCUCUACAAAGGUUUUUCUUGGUUGCAAAAGAGCUGGGCUGCAGCAUUUUCAGGAAUCUCUUGCAAUCCAUGUCAGCAAAGCAAAUGUUACUAGCUUCAAAAUUGUCCCCAUGGACCUGUGAAGACAUAUGCGUGCAAAGUUGCUUAUUCUGGGCAGGGUUUUGAGUAGCUUUUUCUCUAUGCAGGCUGAAACCAUUGGGAGCCACUGCUGCUCAGGGGGAGAGAAUGACUAGAUUGUAAUCCCCACUAUUUGAACAGGGCUGGGAAGAUUUUUGAAAAAUUCUCCUUUAGCCAUCUGGGUUGUGAAUAUGGAAAGAUGGUUAACAGCUGCUGUCUCUCCCAUAUUUGUUUUUAUGCUUUCCUUUGAUCAAGACUUUGUUUAUUCUGGGUUUAUUGUUAGCCACCUUAAUUAUUUUAUUUGCUGCAUUUGCACACUACUCCAUAUCUAGGCGUGGUAAACAGGAAAAAUCUAAAAACAGAUAAACGAAUAAAAACAACACAUUCAAACAAGGUAGGAUUAAAACCAUGGCUGGUCCGUGGAAAGGACUUCCCAGAACGAAGAGGUCUUCUUCAGAUGCCCAAAGCAACACACUGGUGUUGUCUACCUGACUUUCCAGGGAAGGGAACUCCAUAGAAAGGGGGCCACCCCACUGAAGGAUCUUCUCUUGGUGGCGCAUGUGUGGAAUCACCAGGACAAUGUCCUUUAAUGGCUUCCAUGAUGGGGAAGGUCCAUAAGGGAAUAGGCACUCGUUCAGGUAUCUGGACCCAAGUGGUUCAGGGCUUCGACCGUUAGUGCUGAAACCCGAAAUCUGGCUGGUAAUGAAUAGGCAGGCAGUGCAGUUAGUUGCCCUGACGAAGGAGGUGCGGGCUGCAAAGAGGCUGCCCCAGCGGUUGUCUUCUGCACCAGCUCCGGCUCCCAGAACAGCCCCGCAAAGCGCAUCUCGCCGUAAUCCAGUCUUAAGGCUGCUGGAGGCUGUAUCGCUUUGGCCAGCCCCUCCCUGUCAGGAGCAACCGCAGCUAGUGUUCCCACUGGAGGUAAGGAAAGGUGCUCCCUGCGGUCACCAUUGCCAGGGGCUCCAAGUGGUGGAGCCAAGAAUACACCCAGACUGAGCGUCUCCUCUUGCAGAGGGAGCUGACCCCAUCCAGAACAGGAAAUGAGCCUCGCUCCUCGACUUGGGAGCCACUCCUCCACAGACCUUUGUCGCGCCAGGAUUCCACUUCAGCUUGUUGGCCCUCAUCCAGCCCAGGGCUGAGUCCAGACACUGUUCUAUGACUUGCAGUCUCUCUGAUUCAGUUGUCACUGCGAGGGAGAUAGAGCUGAGCAUCAUCAGUGUACCCAUAGCACUUGGCUCAGUAUCCCUGAGGACUACUCCCAGUGGCUUCGCAUGGAUGCUCGAUAGCUCUGGAACAGGGUGGUACCAUCCAGAAGCCCACAGCUCAAUUGGGUGGCUAUUUUUGGGGCACUGGUGAUCCCAUUCUCGAACAUGGACCUCACGGGGAAGACUGGGACGUAUGAAGAUGUCUUACACAGAGAUAGCCCAUGGGUCUGCUUUCUCCAGUCUCCCCCAACCUGGGGCCCUCCAGAAGUGUGAGAUUACAACACCCAUCCUCCCCAGCAGGCAUGGCCAGUGCCUGCGCUCUACGAUAAGCUACUUUCCCCUUCUUCGCAGCUUUAAGUUUGCUGACCUGUAGUCACCAUGAGCACCUGCAGACAUAAAGUCCUGAAAAAGUGGGUGAGAUGGUCCAGAGGGGACUCUAAGAGGAAGGGAACAAUUGCCCUGUGGCUUCCAGAACAUCUUUCUUUCAGCAAACAUCCACAUUAUUGUUGUAAAACUGGAGAAUGGAAUGAAGACAAGCCCCAGGAAGUCACUGUUAAAGUAACUUUGUCAGCUGGUAACAGUAUAAUGCAAUGAUCCCAUUACUUUUGCAUGUGGGGCACUCUGGCAGAUGUGCCAACACACCCGCUGUGUCUACCACAUGUGUUGGCAGAUACACUAGGCUGGACGUCCUUGCAAUCUGCUUCAGCUUUUCCAGCCCGCUGUCCCAUCUUGCAUCCUUCAAAUUAGCAGGGAUUUGAGAAGCAGCAACUUGGAGAGGCUAAUCUGCCAGGCUCCACAUUAUUGUAAUCCUGGACUGCAUUUUAGAUACAGCCAAAAGCUUCUGUAAUCCUUAAAAUACCCUUUCGCUCCCUUGAUUGUGUUUUUAGCAAGUUGUUCGGCCAAGGAAAGCUGUUUCGCUAGCUAACUUCUCCUUCUGUAACUUGUUUUAAGAAGCACUUUUUUGGCCACCCCUCCCCACACUUCCCUGUUAAUCACUUUGGUUUCAUGCCCCAUGGAAAAACUGUCUUCAUUGCAAGAUUCAGUGGACACUUCUUUUCACCCAGGUUUUCUCUCCAGUCUUAUGUUGCAGGAAAUAUUUUUAAUUAGUAGGUUUGAAGAAACACCUCCUAAAUACUAAAAGAGAGAAAGCGUGAGAUUGAGAGAGAACGAAAAGGACAAAAACUUACAGAAGUAUAAAAUGGAUGUCUUUUCUGAAAGGUGAUUUGUGGUUUGCAGAUAUAUAUGGAAAAUGAAUCCGUGCUCUUUCCAUGUCAUAUUCCUGAGACCUGAAUAGGGCUGUCCAUAUUUCAUCCAGAUAAUGUAUAACGUACAUCAAUGACAUCACUGGUCAGCUGACUGGCUGGCAUUUGCCUGUGGUCAGCUGACUGCAGUCAAUACUGACAAAGAUUCCAUGUGGUCAAGAAUGCUUAGUGCUGUAAUGCCUAAAGUGCAUGCCAGAAGAAAUUGAUUCUGCAGGUGGGAACUACAACAAAAUGUUGCAGUAUGAGAAGUGCUUCUCUCCUUUGUUCUGGCCAGCUAAACAUUCCCCCUCCCUUUGGUUUUCUGUCCUCCCCACACCUCCGAUCCAGUCAACAGUCAUGCCCACUGAUCAUGCUUAGUCUUAAUUGCGCUCCAGUGUGUGUGUGUUUCCCCUUUAAGGUUCCCUCCACCAAAGAUUCUUCGUAUUUCUGUAAACCUAUAUGAACACUGGAAAUAGAGGACAUGAGAAUUAAUAGCUCGUGUGAACACAAAAAAGUAAUUAUCCAGUAGUUAUCCCCAGUCGUUGACCUGGUUCAUGCAACACCACAAGCCAUGAUUUGAGUGCAGCUUGUUGUUGAACCAUGGGUUCUGGUGUUGUGUGAACCCAACUGUGCCAACAAACCAUGGUCUGUUAAUCACAAACAUCCCACACUUCACAACCCGAUGGAUUUUCUUUGUGGGUUGUUUGCGCUUGACAAGCCCUGGUUUGUUAGCGUGACUAGGUUCGGACAACGCAACAAACUAUGAUUCAACAAGAACUCGUGAUUCAGUGACAACCCAUACAGAGCCAGUACUCUGGCUUACUGUGUUGUGUGAAUCAAAACUUCGUGAGAUUUACUGCACUGGCCUUACUUCUACUGGUGGAGGACUGUGUGUGUGGGUGUGCGUUGGCAUGCGUGUGUGUGCUGUAAUAAACUUCCCAAAGAGCUUCAGCUGUGGGGCAGGGUAGAAAUGAAAUAAAUAAUCUUAACUAGAAUGAGUCUUUGCUUUGGGUACGGUGAGAUAAUCUACCCUUAGAAGAGGCGUAGAUUUUUGUCUGUCUUUCCUUCCUCCAAUCACCUCCAGAACUUCUGAGGGUGUGGAACCCUCUACCAGCCUUCCCUAAUCUGGAUUCAUGCAGAUUGUUCGGCACUCAAGGCCCAUCAGCCCCCACCAACGUGCCCAAACUUUGGGGAUAAUGAGAGAUACCAGCUGAAAUUCUGGAGAGAAACCAGCACUGGAAAAGGCCUGUUAAAGUCUGUUUGGCAUUGACAUGCAAACAUGAUGAUUUAACAUCACUCAGCAAUAAAAUCCCAACAGGAGCAAGUAGUUUUUAUGCCCCUCUAAAGCAAGAUAAAGUUGAAUCCAAUUUCACAUUUCUUGGGGAUGGGAAGAGUUCUGCACUAUAUCACCCAACUCCUGUUGAGUCCCCUCUCCUUCUCCAGUCUUUUGCUAACCCCCUCCAGGUGCUGUUAGUGUUGGACAGACACUCGCCCUCUUUGGAGGCAGAAUGUGCUCUCUGUGACGGCCAGCGGAGACCCCAGGCAGACGGUUCUCUUUGAUACCAUCUGCUGGACAAAACUGUCCACAAGACAGGAAUCCACACCUGGAGACCUGUGUUCACCAUGUUUGCCCUACCAGCUCUUCUCUUUCUCCUCUGGACCGCAAAGGGCGUUCUCCCCUCUCGUACCUAUGGGAAGCCAACCUGGCCAGCUUACAAUGUCCCAGUUGUGUUGCCACAAUUAACUAUUAAUUUGGACAAGCCACAGUUCGAUGCCAAAGCAAGGCUGGAAGUGGUGUCCCCAUGUGGCCCAUCUUGCCACAAGCAUAUCCCACUACCAACUUACGAAGAGGUGAAAGACUACCUGUCCUAUGAGACGUUGUACUCCAAUGGUUCUCGCACUGAGACUGAAGUUGGCAUAUACAUCGUUACUGGAGGCAAUUCAGGGGCAAAGAGCCGAUCUCGGACAAAGAGGCAAAUCUAUGGUUAUGACACCAGGUUUAGUAUUUUUGGCAAGGACUUCUUGCUCAACUACCCUUUUUCCACUUCUGUGAAGUUGUCCACAGGUUGCACAGGGACGCUGGUGGCUGAAAAGCAUGUCUUAACAGCAGCUCACUGCAUCCAUGAUGGCAAGAGUUACGUCAAGGGAGCCAAGAAGCUACGGGUGGGAUUCCUGAGGUCCAGGCUGAAAGACGGCAGCAAGGGGGCAAACAUCAGUAGCUCUUCAGAGCCAGAGAAGAUGAAAUUCCAGUGGAUCCGAGUGAAACGGACACACGUUCCCAAAGGAUGGAUCAAAGGGAAUGCGAAUGACAUUGGUAUGGAUUAUGACUAUGCUCUGUUGGAGCUCAAGAAACCUCACAAGCGAAAAUUCAUGAAAAUAGGUGUGAGUCCGCUAGCACGGCAGCUGCCCGGUGGGAGGAUCCAUUUCUCAGGCUAUGACAACGAUCGGCCAGGAAAUCUGGUGUACCGCUUCUGCGAUGUCAAAGAUGAAACCUACGAUCUCUUGUAUCAGCAGUGCGACGCUCAGCCCGGGGCCAGUGGUUCCGGUGUCUAUGUGCGGAUGUGGAAGAGACAGAACCAUAAAUGGGAACGUAAAAUUAUUGGGAUAUUUUCUGGGCAUCAGUGGGUUGACACCAAUGGUUCUCCCCAGGAUUUCAAUGUGGCUGUUCGCAUCACACCCCUCAAAUAUGCACAGAUCUGUUACUGGAUCACGGGCAACUAUCAAGACUGCCGGGAUGGGUAAAGAUGAUGAACAAGAUAGUCAGGGUCCACAAUUUUAUAAUUACCUGGGUGCAGGAAUGGAUGGGGAGGUUGGCCAAUUUGCGAAGGUAAUUCAUGUUAGAUAAUAAGCACAGCUUUGUAUUUGGCAAAGAUGGCCAGGCUGGCCCUCCACACUCGGGAGCGCUGGAAGGCACUUCUCGCCCUGCCCUUGCUCCAUAACUCGACUUCACCUGUUAGCUUCUCUGUGCCCAUCUUAUGGCAUGGCCUUCCUCCUUUUGUCUGUCUCUCCGUGGCGGAGAGUUGAAGCGGCACAGGAUGUCUGCAUUUGACUGUUGCAACCUGCCCUGGGGUGGAUCAGCACCUGUCCAUGUUCCGUGCUGGUAGGCUAGCCCUCCAGUCAGUCGUGAAGCAUGGUGCUGGUAAGGGGUGUUGGUGCGGAAUUCUUCCAUGCAACAUCACUUCGCUUGACUGGUGACCUGUGCAACCUGCCCUGGGGUGGAUCAGGACCCCUUGGUGCCCAAUGCUGAUUGGCUAGCCCUCAUAUCAAUCAUAAAACAGUGUUGGUAGGGUGUGCACCAUAGUAAGGAUGGCUAUGUGAGAUCCCUGCAUGCUACUUUUCACCUCUGGACUGGUGCAUACUUUCUUGUAGUCCCAUGUAAAUCAAGAGAGGGCAGGGCGUGUUUUCAUCCUGCUGUGUCUGCUUUUAGCAGCAAGAAUAGAAAAGAAGAAAAACCUUCAACUGCUGCUCCUGUGUAGGAGAUAAUGGGAGAGCUACCACUCCUGAAUGCUUGCAGUGAGUUGAGUUCAAGCUGAAGAAGUACUUUCACCUAAAACCUUUCUGGCUUCUGGUUCAAGAAGCUAUUACAUUCAGAGCUCAGUGUGCGUCAUGAUUCUAGGAAUGUAGAUUAAGUGCAGAACAUCGUAUUAGCUGCAGGAAUUUAGUCUCCUAACAAUCUCAGGGUAAUUUUAGCAGUGGGUCCAUCACAGAAACGCAGACACUAAAUUCUGGUCCUACGUACAGCCUUCGGCUCUUCUUCUGGACCGAGCUCAAGGGAAACCUCUUCUUGUGGUUUGCAGCCGAAGCCAGUCUUGUGCGGUGCUGACUGGCAACCACACAGCCAUUUUGCCACUUAUUGGAGCAAGGCUGUGCAAGGUGCAGAUUGGCUUGUCCUUGUCUUAGUAACACCUUGUUCCAGUCUAAAAAUAGAUUUUCUAAGGUAAAAUAUGCCUUCAAAUGUGUUUAAAACGUUUGUUAAAAGUGAAACAUAACCGCAAACAAAGCCUUCCUAAAGUGUGAGAGAGGUAAAAAGAGGAAGGGACACGUGGGAUGCAAUCCAGGCAGCUGUUGUUCAUGUGGUGGAAAAAUCCACACUUCCUGUCUGUAUACGAGGUAUAACCUCAGCAGGCAUUUCAAAAACAAAGCAAGUUUCCAGUCCUUGUGGAUGCAGGCGUAUGUUGGAAAGCGACAUUUCAGGACGGAAAGAAGCCCAGGGGUUAGAGAGAGGCUUCAGAGCUCUGCAUUGCUUGCUUUUCCUCCCCAGAAUAGAAUAAUGCAUUGAGCAAUUAAGGGAAAAGUGUAUUUUGCUUAAUUAUGCAGAUGGCAGAAUUCGGCUUCUGGGUCCAAAUUCCCCAUCUGGCCCUUCAUGCUUCCUCAUCCUGGUCCCAACUCCUUUGCCUCAACAGCUGAUACUUUGGUCAUUUCCCAGCUUUUCUGCAGGUUUUUCCCCCCAUUCAGAAAACUUUAUUCCUGGCUUAGUUCUUGGCACUAAGAAAUUUAAGCUGAAAUAGGAUGGCGGUUAAGGUCCCUGCUUUUACUUUUGGUCCAUCCAACACUGAAAUGCAACCCCUGCUGACUUCUCAGAAACGGACUUGGGCCUUCAGAAAAAGAAUUGGACUGCACCCUUGCAGUUGUGAUUUCCAGGAGUACAUUUACCUGAGCUUAAACUGCCCCAGUGCUGUUUUCCAUGUGAGAAAUCCAUACAUGCAUCACCCCCUGCCCUCAUUCCUGUUUUUGUUGUGUGGUCUUCUCUUUCCUAACUUUUCCAGUGUUCCUUAACACCUGGAACACAGGCUAGAAUGUUACAAAAACAUCACAUUAGCAAUACAGAUGGGAAGUAGGUUUGAGAAGAAGAUGGCGAAGACCUGUCUGUCCAGAGUUUGGCGACCUGGUUUCACACUGUUCUUACAGAACACACGGUGCUCCUGAGAGGUCAACUCCUGUCUUGCUAUGCAACACUGGAAUGGUCAUUUUGCAUCAGGAAUGAAGUCCUUUGGGGAAGUCUCUGAAAUGGUCUGUUGUCCAUGACAAUGUCUUGUCUUUCCAGCUACCACUGGCUGGUUGAGCCUCCUUCAGUGCUUCACAAACAGAGAGUUUCUCUGAUGGAUUUUGCCCCUGUAACCAGUUCAGAUCAUGGUUUAGAGGAGUGGAGUUGGUUCCAUCUUCCAUCUGCUCAUUGCCCCAUGUUCUGUGGGACAGUGGUCCCUGGGAUUAGACUACAAUGGCAAUACAAGCUAGCGUAAACCUUGCUUUACAAGCAGGUCAGUCCAUGGUUUCUGAUUAUGCCUUGUGCUGAACUAUCACAAACCACGGUUUGCCAUGCUGUGUUAUGAAGGCUCAUCGUCUGAACUGAAUUAAAGCUCCUGGAAGACAAUGUUUCUCUUUCUGCCUUAGUGUCAUUCAAGGUGAUGGAGGAACUUGGAGUCUGAGACACUUUCUUGUCCCCCUGAAGCUUCCAAAGCUGGGCAUGAUGUGAGAAGCAAGACCCACAAUCCCUGAAUCCUCUUACGUACCAGCAGACUUGGCCAGGGGAGUGGUCUUUUCCGCUGUAUGGAAAACUGCGGCAAUGUAGAAGAGCUCGCCAAGCUUCCCAUCUAUGUGGGUCCCUAGGGAGGCCUCGGCACUCUGCAUAUUACAUGCCACGCUCUAUAGGUCUGGCAAACGAGACUGUGGACAAGAGUAAACAUAUACCAAGAGAUGCAGAUUUGCCUAUUGUUUAGAGGUUGCAGCAUUAAGCUUUCAUUCUUGCUGUGUGUGUGUGUGUGUGUGUGUGUGUGUGUGUGUGUGAGAGAGAGAGAGAGAGAGAGAGAGAGAGAGAGGUGCAGAAGAUGUCUGAGAACAUGGAGAUGCAGCACAGAACAGAGCCAGAAGGGCAGCUGUGUGCCCACGGGAUGUCCCAUGGAGCUGCAUUUUCUUGCCAGAGUGGACAAAACCCAAAUCAGCUGAAUUAGAAUCCGUCUGUGGAGCUCUUCCCCACCCUGUGCUUCAUAUGCAGAUUCAAAAAAAAAAAAAAAACCCUUUCCACCCUAUUGAAGUCUCUAGGGUAGUAAUUUGACUCUGGGAUGGUGCUUUAUGUUUUCUUUGCUUCCCCUUUGGAACACCACAACCACCUGGUGAUACACCAGGCAUAGCUUUUACACACCGUGGGAGCUGUUCUUUCCUGAUGCAUGUGUAGUUACUAAAGCUUUAAAGGGAUACGCAGAAAAUCCUUUUUGUGUGUUCGACCAAAAAAGAAAAAGCCCAAACGUCUGCCUCCCUUCGUUGUAGACACCUGAUUUGGGGGGGGGGGGGGUUGCUGGGGCGUGUCUAUUUUUGAAUGUAUCACCUUCAAUUGAGAGCGUAUAUGAAACUUUGGCACAGAGAAUCUUGUACAUACUUAGACGCAUUUGCCAGAAAUGGAAACAUUAAUUGUAAUUCUACUUCUUUUGUAAGGAUGUUAAAUACAACACAGUUUUAUCAGCC
This is a messenger RNA of Varanus komodoensis (Komodo dragon), 11045 nucleotides long. RefSeq names its product serine protease 23 (gene PRSS23). Gene Ontology annotation, molecular function: serine-type endopeptidase activity. NCBI's taxonomy places the organism in Eukaryota, Metazoa, Chordata, Lepidosauria, Squamata, Varanidae. Gene Ontology annotation, biological process: proteolysis. The transcript is spliced from 2 exons. The coding region runs from base 6210 to 7328 and encodes 372 amino acids. The record is from RefSeq and is a predicted model, not a curated record.